AUGGAUUUGGUUCCCAAGUUGGGUUUUUGUGCUACUGUGCAUUACAUUUGGUGGGAGAGAAACCGAAGGCUGUUUGAGAACAAGGUUAGGACCCAUGAUCAGAUUAUAGAGGCAAUUCGUCUUGAUGUGGCCAUUAAGUGUGCUGCCUUUCCCAUUUCUGCUGUCCACAGCCCAAGGAACCAGUUCUUGGCUGAUAAUUGGGGGAUUAGGGUGGAUUGGAAGGUGAUUACUCAAAAAACCUGUGCUUGGUUUAGACCUCCUACUCACAUGGCAGUCCUUCACUGUGAUGGGUCUUUAACAGCUGAUAGAGCUUCCUAUGGUGGAAUCAUUCGUGAUGAUGCAGGUGUUGCCAUAAUGGCGUAUGCAGGGAAGGGAGAUAUUAAUUCUGUUCUAAGCAUGGAGCUCUUUGCAAUUUUAAAGGGGGUCACUUUUUGUAUUCAAAGGAACCUACUUCGGGUUUCCAUUAGAUCCGAUUCCAAAUUGGCAGUAGAUAUUCUUAAUGGGGCUAUGGACUGCCCUUGGAGCAUGCAAAUCUUGAUGGACCGUAUAGCUACGCUACUACAGCAAUUACAGCGUAAGGAGAUCAAACAUGUUUGGAGAGAGCUCAACCAGCCAGCAGACUUUAUUGCAGCCAUGGAUACGGGGGAUGGGGAAGCAAUUUUUAAUCCACUUGAUUUCCCACAGGACCUGGUGGAGUUGGUUAAGAAUGAUUCAGAUGGUAAAGUUUUUUUAAGGACCUUGUCGCAUUGA
Telopea speciosissima is the source of this 750-nucleotide messenger RNA. RefSeq lists its product as uncharacterized. The record is from RefSeq and is a predicted model, not a curated record. NCBI's taxonomy places the organism in Eukaryota, Viridiplantae, Streptophyta, Magnoliopsida, Proteales, Proteaceae. Gene Ontology annotation, molecular function: nucleic acid binding; RNA-DNA hybrid ribonuclease activity. The transcript has a single exon. Bases 1 to 750 code for a protein of 249 amino acids.